AACCUCUUGCCCUUUCAUGGCUACCUAGCUUCUAAACUCCUUUCAACACAAGAAAUGAAAAGUAGAAGAAGAAGAAGAAGAAGAGAAGAAGAAGAAGAAGAAGAAGAAGAAGAAGAAGAAGAAGAAAGAAGAAGAAGAAGAAGAAGAAGAAGAAGAAGAAGAAGAAGAAGAAGAAGAAAAGAAGAAGAAGAAGAAGAAGAAGAAGAAGAAGAAAAGAAGAAGAAGAAGAAGAAGAAGAAGAAGAAGAAGAAGGAGAAGAAGGAGAAGAAGAAGGCGAAGAAGAAGAAGAAGAAGAAGAAGAAGAAGAAGAAGAAGAAGAAGAAGAAGAAGAAGAAGAAGAAGAAGAAGAAGAAGAAGAAGAAGAAGAAGAAGAAGAAGAAGAAGAAGAAGAAGAAGAAGAAGAAGAAGAAGAAGAAGAAGAAGAAGAAGAAGAAGAAGAAGAAGAAGAAGAAGAAGAAGAAGAAGGAGAAGAAGAAGGAGAAGAAGGAGAAGAAGAAGGCGAAGAAGAAGAAGAAGAAGAAGAAGAAGAAGAAGAAGAAGAAGAAGAAGAAGAAGAAGAAGAAGAAGAAGAAGAAGAAGAAGAAGAAGAAGAAGAAGAAGAAGAAGAAGAAGAAGAAGAAGAAGAAGAAGAAGAAGAAGAAGAAGAAGAAGAAGAAGAAGGAGAAGAAGAAAUAACUGAAACACUUCGCGCACCA
Molecule: messenger RNA, 695 nt
Organism: Closterium sp. NIES-67
Lineage: Eukaryota; Viridiplantae; Streptophyta; Zygnematophyceae; Desmidiales; Closteriaceae
Source: the annotation of a GenBank genome assembly